Messenger RNA from Abrus precatorius (Indian licorice), 2770 nucleotides. Its product is annotated as boron transporter 1-like. Gene Ontology annotation, biological process: monoatomic anion transport; transmembrane transport; monoatomic ion homeostasis. Gene Ontology annotation, cellular component: plasma membrane. The transcript has 12 exons. Bases 328 to 2577 code for a protein of 749 amino acids. The record is from RefSeq and is a predicted model, not a curated record. NCBI's taxonomy places the organism in Eukaryota, Viridiplantae, Streptophyta, Magnoliopsida, Fabales, Fabaceae. Gene Ontology annotation, molecular function: solute:inorganic anion antiporter activity.
UUCUUUUCAUAUUUACAGCGUUGAAUCUCUCACUCUCUCAUUCGUCUCUAGAAGCCAGGCUGCACUAUUCAUGAUACCUUCUUGUUUAGUUUAUUCCCACAUUUUUCUUCCCUUCUUCCUGAGUUUGUUUGUGAUUGAGUCUUGUUGAGAUAUCUUGCCAAAACAAACUGAAACCAAGAAAAACAUGUAAAUUAUACUUUGUUGGCUUCUGAUUAGCAGUGUUAGUCCCAAUGGCAGCCAAGUAACUUUGUAGAGAGAUACGAACAGGUUCACACAGGUUGAUACUUCGAUAUUGAUUCCCUUUGACCCUUUUUGGUGGGCAAAGAUAUGGAAGAAACGUUUGUACCGUUUGAAGGAAUCAAGAAUGAUCUGAGAGGAAGGUUGAUGUGCUACAAGCAAGAUUGGACGGGUGGAAUCAGAGCAGGCUUAAGGAUUUGGGCCCCCACAACAUACAUAUUUUUUGCCUCCGCGAUACCUGUCAUUUCAUUUGGGGAACAACUAGAGAGAAAUACUGGAAAUAGGACAGUAGUUAUAACUAGAGAAUAUUCACACAGCUUGAUAACGUGUGCAUGCUGUUUUGCAUUUGCAGAUGGUGUUCUAACUGCUGUUCAAACCCUGGUAUCCACAUCCAUAUGUGGCAUUAUACACUCAAUCCUUGGUGGUCAACCUUUACUGAUUUUAGGAGUGGCAGAACCUACCGUGAUUAUGUACACAUUCAUGUUCAAUUUUGCAAAAGAGAGACCAGAGUUGGGCCGGAAUUUGUUUCUGGCAUGGAGUGGAUGGGUAUGUGUGUGGACUGCACUGUUGCUAUUCUUAUUUUCCAUCUUAGGGGCUUGCUCCAUAAUCAACAGGUUUACCCGUAUUGCAGGAGAGUUGUUUGGCCUUCUUAUUGCAAUGCUCUUCAUGCAGCAAGCUAUCAAGGGACUUGUUGAUGAGUUUGGCAUACCAGAGAGAGAAAAUCCGAAAUCAAUUGAGUUUACACCUUCUUGGAGGUUUGCUAAUGGGAUGUUUGCUUUAGUCCUUUCGUUUGGCCUUCUCCUCACUGCAUUAAGAAGCAGGAAGGCUAGGUCAUGGCGUUAUGGUACUGGUUGGCUACGCAGCCUAAUAGCUGACUAUGGUGUGCCACUUAUGGUCCUAGUUUGGACAGGUGUGUCCUACAUACCAGCUGGCAGCGUUCCACAUGGUAUCCCAAGGCGCCUGUUUAGCCCAAAUCCAUGGUCACCGGGUGCAUAUGAGAAUUGGACUGUCAUUAAGGAUAUGGUCCAUGUUCCUGUUGUCUACAUAAUCGGAGCAUUUAUCCCCGCAACCAUGAUUGCUGUGCUUUAUUACUUUGACCAUAGUGUUGCCUCCCAGCUUUCCCAGCAGAAAGAAUUCAAUUUGAGAAAGCCAACUUCUUACCAUUAUGACUUGCUUCUUUUGGGCUUUUUGACCUUAAUGUGUGGCCUUAUUGGAAUUCCUCCAUCAAAUGGAGUCAUACCACAGUCUCCAAUGCACACAAAGAGUCUAGCAACUCUUAAACAUCAGUUGCUUCGUAACAAAUUGGUGGUAACCGCACGAAGAAGUAUUGGAAAGAAUGCUAGUUUAGCACAGUUAUAUGGCCAUAUGCAAGAAGCUUACAAUCAAAUGCAGACGCCUCUUAUUUAUCAGGACCCCUCUGCUAGAGCACAAGGCCUAAGAGAAUUAAAAGAAUCAACCAUUCAAGCAGCUACCAAUAUGGGUAACAUGGAUGCCCCAGUAGAUGAGACUGUAUUUGAUGUUGAGAAAGAAAUAGAUGACCUUUUGCCCGUUGAGGUAAAAGAACAGCGUCUUAGUAACUUGCUUCAAGCAACCAUGGUUGGAGGAUGCGUUGCAGCCAUGCCUUUCCUCAAGAAGAUCCCAACUUCAGUCCUUUGGGGCUACUUUGCCUUCAUGGCCAUUGAAAGUUUGCCAGGAAACCAGUUUUGGGAAAGAAUCUUAUUACUCUUCACUGCACCAAGCAGAAGAUACAAGGUGCUUGAGGAUUACCAUGCUACUUUUGUAGAAACAGUCCCUUUCAAGACAAUAGCAACCUUCACCAUUUUCCAAACCAUUUAUCUUCUUAUAUGUUUUGGACUAACAUGGGUUCCUAUUGCCGGGGUCAUGUUUCCUAUGAUGAUCAUGCUCUUAGUUCCCGUAAGACAGUACUUUCUCCCCAAAUUUUUCAAAGGGGUACACCUUCAAGACUUGGAUGCAGCAGCAUAUGAAGAACAAACUGCUUUACCAUUCAACCUUGCAACACAAUCAGAAUUUGGAGCUGGUGCUUCUCAUGUUGGAGAUGGUGAGAUAUUAGAUGAAGUUAUAACUAGAAGCCGUGGCGAGUUUAGGCACACUAGUAGUCCAAAGAUCACAAGUUCCACCCCAACACCAGGAAAUGAACCUAAAAGCCACUUGAGUCCACGUCUCUCUUUCAGUUCUCGUUUAAGUGAGUUCACAACUGAGCAGAGUCCACGGUCUGGUGCAAGAGGUCCUCAUAGUCCAAAGGCCAGAGAAGUUAGAUUAUCAAAUAUUGGAAGAAGUCCUCUUAACCCAGAUUCUAAACAGCAGGAUCACAACAAAUAAUUGAACGUAGAAGAUUGCAAUCAUAUGCCUUAGAAGGAUUUAGGAGGCUAGUUGUUGCUACAUUUCCAUUGCGGUUUGGUCUUUAAUUUUGCUUGUCAUGGUUGUAAGUUGUAACUUGUAAAGUCUUUUCCCUUAUCCCAUAUACGGCACACGUAUGUAACCAAAGUGUGGCGUUUUCCUAUAUCAAUUGUAU